UAAUGCAAAGAUAACAAUAAGAAUCUAGUCUAUAAUAACGUCUAGGGUUUGUGUAAUAAUACCAUAAGAAUCACCCCAAUAUCAUUGAAUUUAAACCUUUGUAAGAUUAUAAGACACAAUAGAACUUAAAGUAUAUUAAUUAGUAUAUAUUCUUAAUAGGAAACCUAAAGAACUAGAAGAAUAACCUAAGUCAUCAUUAAUGGAUAAUUUAAAUAGAAUUAAUAAUCUAUAUAAAGCUGUUUCUCAACCUAGAAUUGAUGCAAAAGAAAUCAAUCCACCUUAAUAUUUUUAUAAUUAUAAAUAAGGAUGUUAGAAACCAGAAUCAAAUACUAAUAAGACAAUAAAAGAGAACUAAAUAGUUAAGACAUUUUUGAAUAAUAAUGAACUCUCUUUGAAAGAUUAUGAUUGGAAACCUACAAAAGGAAAUGCAUUUACAGCAAAAUCUACUUCUCCAAUUGAUUUCAGUGUUAAUAAAAGUCCAUUGAAUAAGGUUACUCGAACUGACUCAGUUUUAGCCAAUAAAAAAACAAAUGAACCAGGAGUAACAUUUUUAAGAGGUCUAUAUUGA
Paramecium pentaurelia is the source of this 568-nucleotide messenger RNA. The record is from the annotation of a GenBank genome assembly. NCBI's taxonomy places the organism in Eukaryota, Ciliophora, Oligohymenophorea, Peniculida, Parameciidae.